AUGUUAAAGGCUAAACAAGAAUUAAUACAAGACUACACUAAUAAUUAUAAGUGGACACGGCUUGCAACGUUAACUUUAUCUAGAAUAAUAUUGUUUAAUAAACGCAGAUCGGGUGAAGCAGCAAAAAUGAAGCUAACUGAUUAUAUUUCCCGACCAACUUGGGCAGAGCAAAAUACGGACGAAAUAAAAAAUUCUCUCACAAUAAUCGAAAAAAAACUGGCAGAGUCAUUGACACUAGUGGAAAUUGAAGGGAAACGUGGCAAAAAGUUCCCAGUAAUCCUAACUCCAAAUACGAAACAAUGUAUUGAUAUUUUGAUUCAACAUAGAGUUACAUGUGGGAUUUCAAGUCAAAAUGUAUACAUUUUCGCCAGAUCUAAUCCAUCUAGUUCAAAUCUUAGGGGGCAUGAUUGCUUGAAAAAAAUAUGUGAAGAAAUUGAUUUGCAGAAUCCUUCAGCAAUAACGGGAACAAAGUUGCGUAAAUAUGUAGCAACUGUAUGUCAACUAUUUGACAUGUCAGAAAAUCAAUAUGACUGGUUAGCUCGUCACUUAGGUCAUGACAUCAAAGUACAUCGUGAUUUUUACAGAAUGCACGAAAGUGCGAUUGAACUCACCAAAGUAAGUCGAUUGCUUAUAGCUGUUGAUAAAGGUGAAGUGAACAAGUUUGCUGGAAAAUCUAUUGACGAAAUAGAAAUUAAAGAUCUGCCUACUUUAGAAGAAGAUGAGGAAGAAGAACCAGAAGCUGAACCGGAAGGUGAAGCAGGAAUUGGUAAUGAUGAAAAUGUUCAGACCAUUCACAAAACAAAAUUAACCAAAGCAAAAAAGUCUAAAAAGAUUUCCAGAGGUCCAGUUCCAUGGACGAAUCAAGAAAAGGAAGCCGUCUGCAAUUAUUUUAAACUUAAUAUUAAGAAGGGAAUUGUACCAAACAAAAAAGAAUGUGAGAAAUGCAUUGUGCUACAUCCCAUAUUAGUUGAAAGAUGUUGGUCAAAGAUUAAAUUUUGUGUUAAAAAUGAAAUUACUAAACUUAUGCGCAAUAAAAAUAGCAAAAAAUAAUUAAUAAUGCUGGAUUUUUAGAUGUCCUAGCAGUUUUAUUUCAAGGUUUUACAUUAAUUUCUUGGUCCUAAUAAGACUAGAUUUAUUUGAAUU
Diabrotica virgifera virgifera (western corn rootworm) is the source of this 1143-nucleotide messenger RNA. RefSeq lists its product as uncharacterized. The transcript has 3 exons. The record is from RefSeq and is a predicted model, not a curated record. The coding region runs from base 1 to 1050 and encodes 349 amino acids. NCBI's taxonomy places the organism in Eukaryota, Metazoa, Arthropoda, Insecta, Coleoptera, Chrysomelidae.